This is a messenger RNA of Enhydra lutris kenyoni (northern sea otter), 1920 nucleotides long. RefSeq names its product solute carrier family 34 member 1. Bases 1 to 1920 code for a protein of 639 amino acids. Gene Ontology annotation, molecular function: sodium:phosphate symporter activity. Gene Ontology annotation, biological process: sodium-dependent phosphate transport; intracellular phosphate ion homeostasis. The transcript has 12 exons. NCBI's taxonomy places the organism in Eukaryota, Metazoa, Chordata, Mammalia, Carnivora, Mustelidae. The record is from RefSeq and is a predicted model, not a curated record. Gene Ontology annotation, cellular component: brush border; vesicle; apical plasma membrane.
AUGAUGUCCUAUGGAGAGAGGCUGGGGGGCCCGGCUGUCUCCCCACUACCAGUCCGAGGGGGCCACAUGAUGCACGGGACAGCCUUUGCCUACGUGCCCAGCCCUCAGGUCCUGCACAGGAUCCCAGGGACCUCCACCUACGCCUUCCCCAGCCUGGGCCCUGUGGCCCUUACCGAUCACAGCUGCCCCUACGGGGAGGUUCUGGAGUGCCAUGAUGCCUUGCCUGCCAAGCUGGCCCUGGAGGAGGAGCAGAGGCCAGAGCCUGGGCUGGCCCAGAAGCUGCGCCGGGCUGGCAUGACCCUCGUCAAGGUGCCCCUGAUGCUCGCCUUUCUCUACCUCUUCGUCUGCUCCCUGGACGUGCUCAGCUCCGCUUUCCAGCUGGCUGGAGGGAAGGUGGCUGGUGACAUCUUCAAGGACAAUGCCAUCCUGUCCAACCCCGUCGCGGGGCUGGUGGUAGGGAUUCUGGUUACCGUGCUGGUCCAGAGCUCCAGCACCUCCACGUCCAUCGUCGUCAGCAUGGUCUCCUCUGGCUUGCUGGAGGUGAGCUCUGCCAUCCCCAUCAUCAUGGGCUCCAACAUCGGCACAUCUGUCACCAACACCAUCGUGGCCCUGAUGCAGGCAGGGGACAGGACUGACUUCCGGCGGGCCUUUGCAGGGGCCACGGUGCACGACUGCUUUAACUGGCUGUCGGUUCUGGUCCUGCUGCCCCUGGAGGCUGCCACCGGGUACCUGCACCAUGUUACUCGACUGGUGGUCGCCUCCUUCAACAUCCAUGGUGGCCAAGAUGCCCCCGACCUGCUCAAGAUCAUCACAGAGCCCUUCACCAAGCUCAUCAUCCAGCUGGACAAAUCUGUGAUUACCAGCAUUGCCACCGGCGACGAGUCCCUGAGAAACCACAGUCUGAUCCGGAUCUGGUGCCACCCAGACCCCACCGGGGUUCCCACCCCCCUGCCCAGGGCAGAGGCCAACACCAGCUGGACCCUUGGAAAUGCCACCAUGGAGAAAUGCAACCACAUCUUCGUGGACACAGGGCUGCCUGACCUGGCCGUGGGGCUCAUUCUGCUGGCCGGCUCCCUGGUGCUCCUGUGCACCUGCCUCAUUCUCCUUGUCAAGAUGCUCAACUCUCUGCUGAAGGGCCAGGUGGCUAAGGUCAUUCAGAAGGUUAUCAACACAGACUUCCCCGCCCCCUUCACCUGGGCCACAGGCUACUUUGCCAUGGUGGUGGGCGCCGGCAUGACCUUCGUUGUCCAAAGCAGUUCUGUGUUCACCUCGGCCAUCACCCCACUCAUCGGCCUGGGUGUGAUCAGCAUCGAGAGAGCCUACCCCCUCACGCUGGGCUCCAACAUUGGCACUACCACCACGGCCAUCCUGGCUGCACUGGCCAGCCCCCGGGAGAAGUUGUCCAGCUCCUUCCAGAUCGCCCUCUGCCACUUCUUCUUUAACAUCUCGGGCAUCCUGCUGUGGUACCCGGUGCCCUGCACGCGCCUGCCCAUCCGCAUGGCCAAGGCGCUGGGCAAACGCACAGCCAAGUACCGCUGGUUUGCCGUCCUCUACCUCCUCCUGUGCUUCCUGCUGCUGCCCUCGCUGGUGUUCGGCGUCUCCAUGGCAGGCUGGCAGGCCAUGGUGGGUGUGGGCGCACCCUUCGGGGCCCUGCUGGCCUUUGUGGUGCUCGUCAGCGUCUUGCAGAACCGCAGCCCUGGACACCUGCCCAAGUGGCUGCAGACAUGGGACUUUCUGCCCCGCUGGAUGCACUCGCUGCAGCCCCUGGACCGCCUCAUCACCCGUGCCACGCUGUGCUGUGCCAGGCCUGAGCCCCGUUCCCCACCGCUGCCCGCCAGGGUCUUCCUGGAGGAGCUGCCCCCCGCCACCCCCUCCCCCUGCCUGGCACAACCCGCUCGACACAACGCCACCCGCCUCUAG